UAGCGGCUUGGGUCAGAGCUGACAGAGACCUCUCAGGGAAAGGCUUUUGAUGCCACGGAAUUGAUUCGGGCACUGGGACCACUGAAGGAGGCACUCAGAUUACCAGCAACAACACACCAGUGACUCCACGAAGUGUUGACUGGUGCAAGUUGCUCAGUGCAGAGAGACACAGACACAGAGAUUUGCAGUUUUAUGAAUUCAGGAAGUUAGCAAAGAUACUGUUGAGGAAACAACACCAGGAAUUUGCAUCAUGACUGACAGUCGACUGCCAAAGCCAACGCCGUCGUCAGGACCCAGUUUGACUGCAACCAGAAUUGCAAUUCUAAUGCUACUGACUUUGCAAAUCACUCGUGUGGCGCCGUCCUCGGACACCGUCUCAGUCACGCUAAUGCCUUUCAGGAAAUCAGCAGAUGAAUCCCCACUGCGGAAUUAUCGUUCUGCAAAUGUCAACAAAACCUCGGAACGUUCUUCUUCUUCUUCGUCCUGGCAAGAAGAAGAAAGGGAAGAAGAAAAAGAAAUGGCCUUAUCAGCAGCAGCAGCGACGCGCUGCGACCGUCUUCUGUCACUGCGCCACCAACACUACCAGCUCCUAACUACGUCUGCGCGACUGGCCGAGACCGAAGAGCUGCUCUCCCUAGGACCUGGGUACGCUUCGGUCUACGGAGCCGCCCUCGGGGCGUUCCAGAGGGCGAGACGGAGCUACGAAGCGGCCUGGGAGGCUGUGCAGAGAGAUGCAGAUGGAUCUCCUUCCCUCUCCAUGAACCAGUGCUUCGCUGGUAGGCCAUGCGUACCAGGGGUCUACGACCGCGGUUGCUACAACUGCCUGCCUGGGAGAGAUGGGACUAUUCCACAAUCCUGCACUCACAGUUCAUCGAGAAACGCUCUCAUGAAUCUUGUUGGGGAAAGUCAUGUCGACAAUGUCAAGUCUUUGAGGUCAAUCGACUGCGUUGACGCAAGCCUCAGAACAAGACUUCAGGAUAUCCGCACUGAAAUGGAAUUCCUGAGUUUGCUAAUGGAUGAACUAUGCGCCCCUACAGGAGUUGAGAUGAAUUCUGUCUACCAGAACAUAUAUGACCAGUCUUAUUCCCUAGAAAAAAGACUGCAAGAUUUGAGGGGUUAUAUAAAGGCAUUCAAUAAGGAUAUCGUGGUGAAUUGCGACAUUACUAAAAUGCAAAUAAAUAAACUUCAACUAAUAAGUGCGUCCGGCAUAGAAAUAACCGUGAACGAUGAAAAUUUAUGUCCAAAAACAGUUUUCCUUACAGCAACACCUCAAGAGAUUGAUAACCAUAUUUGCUGGUACAUCAGCCCAGAAAUACAAUCAGUACCUCCAACAAAGCCAUCAACAGUUUCAGAAAUCAGCAAAUCCAGUUCUUCACCUUUCUCAAUAAUAUCAGAAAAAUCAACAACAGAAACAAGUACAGAAUCGGUGACAUCAUCACAAGAAUUGUCAAGUGAAUUGACAGGAACAAAACCAACCACCAGUAGUGUUUCAGAGGGAACCACAACAGAGGGAACCACUGUCUCUAAAACGACUUCUAACGAAACUAUAUCAUCACAAGAAUUCUCAAGUACUCAACCAACCACCGCCAGCAUUUCAGAGGGAACCACUGUCUCCAGCACAACUUCCAAUGACACUACACCAGAGCAUCCAACCACUUCCAGCAUUUCAGAGGGAACCACAGUCUCCGGCACGACUUCCAAUGAAACUACAUCAGAGCAACCAACCACCUCAAGCGUUUCAGAGGGAACCACAGUCUACGCCACAACUUCCAAUGAAACUACAUCAGAGCACUCAACCACCUCCAGCGUUUCAGAGGAAACCACUGGCUCCGGCACAACUUCCAAUGAAACGACAACAGAGCACCCAACCACCUACAGCGUUUCAGAGGCAACCACUGUCUCCGGUACGACUUCCAAUGAAACUACAUCAAAGCACCCAACCACCUCCAGCGUUUCAGAGGGAACCACAGUCUCUGGCACGACUUCCAAUGAAACUACAUCAGAGCAUCCAACCACCUCAAGCGUUCAGAAGGAACACCAAGUCCUACCGUUCACAACCGUUUCCAAUGUAAAACACAAUCAGAGAGCACCCACCACCUCAAGCGUUUCAGAGGGAACCACUGUCUCCGGCACGACUUCCAAUGAAACUACAUCAGAGCACCCAACCACCUCCAGCGUUUCAGAGGGAACCACAGUCUCCGGCACGACUUCCAAUGAAACUACAUCAGAGCACCCAACCCCAAAAACACCUCAAGCGUUUCAGAAGGAACCACAGUCUCCGGCACGACUUCCAAUGAAACUACAUCAGAGCACCCAACCACCUCAAGCGUUUCAGAGGGAACCACUGUCUCCGGCACGACUUCCAAUGAAACUACAUCAGAGCACCCAACCACCUCAAGCGUUUCAGAGGGAACCACUGUCUUCCGGCACGACUUCCAGAAACUACAUCAGAGCACCCAACACCUCAAGCGUUUCAGAGGGAACCACUGUCUCCGGCACGACUUCCAAUGAAACUACAUCAGAGCACCCAACCACCUCCAGCGUUUCAGAGGGAACCACUGUCUCCGGCACGACUUCCAAUGAAACUACAUCAGAGCCACCACAAGCCUUUCAGAGGGAACCCUGUCUAGGCACGGGACCACCAAUGAAACUACUCAGAGGCCAACCCAACCCCCUCAACUGCCUCCCCACGACUUCCAAUGACACUACUGCCACUACAUCAGCAGAUCACCCAACCACCUCAAGCGUUACAGAGGGAACCACUUUCUCCUCCGGGAACCACUGUCCCGGCACGACUUCCAAUGAAACUGCAUCAGAGGCACCCAACCACCUCAGCGUUUCAUAG
Messenger RNA from Macrobrachium nipponense, 2845 nucleotides. Its product is annotated as mucin-2-like. Bases 251 to 2845 code for a protein of 864 amino acids. The record is from RefSeq and is a predicted model, not a curated record. NCBI's taxonomy places the organism in Eukaryota, Metazoa, Arthropoda, Malacostraca, Decapoda, Palaemonidae. The transcript is spliced from 6 exons.